This is a messenger RNA of Pyrenophora tritici-repentis Pt-1C-BFP, 1518 nucleotides long. RefSeq names its product RhaT, Permease drug-metabolite transporter (DMT) superfamily. The record is from RefSeq and is a predicted model, not a curated record. Gene Ontology annotation, cellular component: Golgi apparatus. Lineage: Eukaryota; Fungi; Ascomycota; Dothideomycetes; Pleosporales; Pleosporaceae. Gene Ontology annotation, molecular function: antiporter activity; nucleotide-sugar transmembrane transporter activity.
AUGGUAGAGAAGCGCCCCUCGAUUGAGGGCCUCGUCGACAAUAUCGACCCCCGCGAAUCCCACGAGCUGGAAGAGCUGCCGACGUUCGAGAAGCCGGCGACGGAGCCUGCAGGUUUACCGCUCAAGGAGAAGCUGAUAACAUGUUUCUGGAUUGCGCUGAACACGCUCUCAACACUGGGAUUGAUCUUCCUUAGUAAACGCGUCUUCAGUGACAAGCAACUGAAAGCAUGCCAGCUCAUGGUCGUCAUGUGGCAUUUCACAGCUACCACGCUCGUCCUCUUCAUCUCGACCCUGCGGCCAUUCCACGCCUUCAAGGCUGUGCGACUAAACAUCUGGAACAUGUUGCCCGUAUGCGGCUUCUUCGCCGGUUACGUCGUACUAGGCAACCUCAGCUUGACCUUCAACUCGAUCGGUUUCUAUCAGCUAUCCAAGGUCAUGACUACGCCGACCGUCGUCUUCAUCAACUUCGUCCUGUUCCGAAAGUACGUUACCAAGUACAUGCUGGCUGCCAUCCUUGCGACAUGCAUUGGGGUCUCGUUCACCAUCAACGAGGCGGCAAAGACCCAGCUUUUUGGUGUUAUCAUUGCGACCCUGGCUUUCUGCAGUACUGCUUUAUACCAGAUCUGGAUCGGCAAGAAGAUUGAGGACUUUGGCGUCUCGCCGCCUCAGCUCCUGCUUAACCAGGCCCCCAUCUCUGUCUGCCUCCUCAUCCCAUUUGUUCCUUUCUUCGACACUAUCCCAGAUCUCUCCCAGGUACCCACCAACAUCCUAUGGAGCGUUCUAGCAUCCGGCAUCAUGGCCUCAAUGUACAACUUGAGCCAGUUCUUGAUUAUUGGACGAACGAGCGCCCUGACCUUCAACAUUGUCAGCCAUCUCAAGACCAUCAUGAUUUUGAGCAUAGGUUGGUACAGCGAAGGCAAGAUCCUGAGCGGACGGGAGUGGUUUGGUGUUUUGCUUGCGCUAAGUGGUGGCUGGGUAUACUCCCAUCUUGCGCUCAAGGCGAAGAAGCAGGGUGGAAAGUAAGAGACGCAGUGCGACACCCCAGGAACCACACCAACGUAGACGAGACGAAACGAAACUGUUGUAUAAUGAGCAUUCGGCGGGUACAGGGCUUCUUCUUCUUCUUUUGGAUACGGCAUCCCCGGGGUGUUUUUACUUUACUUUGAUUCAUGCGAUGCGCAGGACCGAGCGAGUGAGAGUAGCAUCAGCAGUUGGCAUCCACGACUUGCUUUUCUACACAUCUACACACCCAUGCGCCCCUGAAAGACAGACAGACAGAGAGCGAGCGAGCCAGAGCGAAGACAGAUCUAUGAUAGAAAUGAGUCGGGGCUGGAGACACGGUGGUUCCAUUCCCAACCUCUAGGAGUUUUCCCUGAGAGAACGGGCUGCGUAUUUCUUCUCUUAUCUUUUUUUUGUGCAGCCCCCAUAUAUAUAUUUCCUUUGGGGUUGGGUUUUUCAUCUUCAUCUAUCUCUUCCCCGAAUGGCGCUAUAUACUCCCAAUGACAUAACUUUCUUCAU